Molecule: messenger RNA, 2468 nt
Organism: Polistes dominula (European paper wasp)
Lineage: Eukaryota; Metazoa; Arthropoda; Insecta; Hymenoptera; Vespidae
Gene: Dhx15
Product: DEAH-box helicase 15
Cellular component (GO): spliceosomal complex; intracellular anatomical structure
Molecular function (GO): RNA helicase activity; ATP binding; RNA binding
Source: RefSeq, a predicted model, not a curated record
GUCUACAGUCACGGUUGCAGGUUUGGUUCUAGGCCUGUAAUUUGCCAUUUUGUGACGCCUCGGAAAGGAUUUCAAGUAAACAGUCUUUGCAGUUGCUUGUCUGCGAGGACACAAGAAUUAUGUCGAAACGUAGGAUUGAUGUUGUUGACCCUUAUGUCAAAAGAAGAACAAUUGGAUCAACAUCCAAUAAUGUGCCUGCAACUCCAACUGACUCAAAAAGUCAAGUUCAAAUUAAUCCCUAUAAUGGACUACCUUAUACCCCACGGUAUUAUGAAUUGCAUAAAAAGAGGGUAACACUACCUGUGUUCGAAUAUCGUCCUGAUUUCAUGAGGCUUUUAGAAAAUCAUCAGUGUAUAGUGCUUGUAGGAGAAACAGGCUCAGGAAAAACAACACAAAUACCACAAUGGUGUGUACAGUAUUCAAGAAAAAUGGGAGCCAAGGGCGUAGCAUGUACUUCACCAAGAAGAGUAGCAGCAAUGUCUGUUGCUCAAAGAGUUUCAGAAGAAAUGGAUGUUUGCUUAGGUCAAGAAGUUGGAUAUAGUAUCCGUUUUGAAGACUGCAGUUCUUCAAAGACCAUGUUGAAAUAUAUGACGGAUGGUAUGCUUCUACGUGAGGGCAUGUCUGAUCCAAUGCUUGAAGCAUAUCAAGUAAUUUUACUUGACGAAGCUCAUGAAAGAACUUUAGCUACUGAUUUACUUAUGGGUGUUUUAAAAGAAGUGAUUAAGCAAAGACCAGAUUUAAAGCUUGUUAUUAUGAGUGCAACUUUAGAUGCUGGAAAGUUUCAACAGUAUUUUGAUAAUGCACCACUUAUGAAUGUACCUGGUAGGACGCAUCCAGUUGAAAUUUUUUAUACGCCAGAACCAGAAAGAGAUUAUUUAGAAGCUGCGAUUAGAACAGUUAUUCAAAUACAUGUAUGCGAAGAAGUGAGUGGAGACUUACUUUUAUUUUUAACUGGCCAAGAGGAGAUCGAAGAAGCUUGCAAAAGAAUCAAAAGAGAAAUGGAUAAUUUAGGUCCCGAAGUUGGUGAACUUAAAUGUAUUCCAUUAUAUUCAACAUUACCUCCCAAUCUUCAACAAAGGAUUUUUGAACCUGCUCCUCCAAAUAAACCUAAUGGUGCUAUAGGUCGAAAAGUUGUAGUAUCAACUAAUAUAGCAGAAACAUCGUUAACAAUAGAUGGUGUUGUCUUUGUAAUUGAUCCUGGUUUUGCCAAACAGAAGGUUUAUAACCCCAGGAUUCGUGUAGAGUCACUUCUUGUAUCUCCAAUUAGUAAAGCUUCUGCGCAACAGCGUGCCGGUCGUGGAGGUCGUACACGUCCAGGGAAAUGUUUUAGGCUAUACACAGAAAAGGCAUAUAAAAAUGAAAUGCAGGAUAACACUUAUCCAGAAAUUUUGCGAUCUAAUCUUGGUAGCGUUGUAUUGCAACUAAAGAAGUUGGGCAUAGAUGAUUUGGUACAUUUUGAUUUUAUGGAUCCACCAGCACCUGAAACUUUAAUGAGAGCAUUAGAGCUUCUUAACUAUUUGGCCGCUCUCGAUGAUGAUGGAAAUUUGACAGAUCUUGGAGCAGUAAUGGCAGAAUUUCCAUUGGAUCCACAACUAGCCAAAAUGUUAAUUGCUUCUUGCAAUCACAACUGUAGCAAUGAAAUACUUAGCAUUACUGCUAUGCUUUCAGUCCCACAGUGUUUUGUGAGGCCGAAUGAAUCAAAGAAGGCAGCUGAUGAUGCCAAAAUGAGAUUUGCGCACAUCGACGGUGAUCACUUGACAUUGCUCAAUGUCUACCAUGCAUUUAAACAAAAUUUGGAAGAUCCACAAUGGUGUUAUGAUAAUUUUGUUAAUUACCGAUCUUUGAAAAGCGGAGAUAAUGUCAGACAGCAAUUAAGUAGAAUAAUGGAUAGGUUUUCUUUGAAACGAACUUCUACUGAUUUUACAUCGAAAGAUUAUUAUAUAAAUAUCAGGAAAGCCCUUGUUAAUGGUUUCUUCAUGCAGGUGGCUCAUUUAGAAAGAACAGGCCAUUAUUUAACAAUUAAAGAUAAUCAAAUUGUCCAGCUACAUCCAAGCACUUGUUUAGAUCACAAACCAGAAUGGGUGAUUUAUAAUGAAUUUGUACUCACAACCAAAAAUUAUAUUAGAACAGUAACUGAUAUUAAACCCGACUGGUUACUGAAAAUAGCACCGCAAUAUUAUGAUCUACAAAACUUUCCUCAAUGUGAAGCUAAAAGGCAAUUAGAAACUAUUCAAAACAAGCUUGAUUCGAAACAGUAUACAGAAGGAUUCUAACCUCUAUACAUGUUAGAUAUAUUGAAAUAUCAUAUAACAUGGCUGAAAAUUGUCGAUCAAAUAAUAAAUGACACUAAGAAAGACAUAUAAUUGAUUGGAAUAUCAAAAUCUAAAUAUGUCACAUAACCGAUUAGAAAAUGUGACUUGAGAGUAAUGUUUCUUGCUCUUCAAUUUCAUCUUUAUAAAAUGUGAUGC